AUGAACGUAUUUAGAGGAGGAUUGCAACCAGAAUUGCGCAAAGAAGCCUGGAAAUAUCUUCUUGAAUAUAGGAAAUGGGAUGAAACUAAUGCUCAGUUUGAAAAGAAACGAGCGAAACUUGCGAAGGAAUAUGAAAGGCUAAAGGCUCAGUGGAUGUCCAUAAGUGAAGAUCAGGAGUCACGAUUCUUCAGCUACAGCAAGCGAAAGGGCCUUGUAGUAGUUUUGAAGUCCGGAACUUUUACACUUCUGCGUUACUGUACUCAAGCUAGAAAUAGAUCUACCUAUGCCUCAUUUGGUCGCGUUUUUUCGUCCGAGGGUGACCCGGGAAACCAUUAUGACUCAUGUUUCCAAAGAUCACUUGAUGAAAUCAAAUGUUGA
Messenger RNA from Cylicostephanus goldi, 378 nucleotides. NCBI's taxonomy places the organism in Eukaryota, Metazoa, Nematoda, Chromadorea, Rhabditida, Strongylidae. The record is from the annotation of a GenBank genome assembly.